Lodderomyces jiufengensis is the source of this 570-nucleotide messenger RNA. Its product is annotated as Ran GTPase-binding protein. The record is from RefSeq and is a predicted model, not a curated record. Gene Ontology annotation, biological process: protein import into nucleus. Gene Ontology annotation, cellular component: nucleus. Bases 1 to 570 code for a protein of 189 amino acids. Gene Ontology annotation, molecular function: guanyl-nucleotide exchange factor activity; small GTPase binding. NCBI's taxonomy places the organism in Eukaryota, Fungi, Ascomycota, Pichiomycetes, Serinales, Debaryomycetaceae. The transcript has a single exon.
AUGACAGCAGACAACUCAAAAACAGAGUUAUAUGGAGGUGCAAUAACGAUAAAUAAACUUCCAUCAUCAUUCAUAGACGUAUCUCAAAUAAGACAAAUUCCUGACACUCAAGAAGUAUUUAUAAACGAGAUCAACAAUACAUUAUCAUACGAUCAAUCAUUAAUUUUUGACAUUCUAGAACAAGUUGAAUCAACUAAUUAUAAUACUGCAAUUGAGGAACAUUUACUAGAUAUUGCUCCGCCAAAUACAAAGAAUUAUCCAAUUGAAGAAUUUAAAGAUACUAUUGGUGAGAAAUUUUUUAGUUAUGUCUUUUUCAAACCUGAGUUUAAAAGAACGGAAGACAAUCAAUCAAAAUUAAAUAUUAUAUUGAUUUGUUUAAUUAGGAUUAAUAAAGUGAAGACUGAUAUUUUGAUACAAUAUAAUUUACCACUCAAACUGGAUUUUAAAAUUGAAGAAAUUAAUUUGAUCAACCCAAAGAAUGAAGUUGACCAAUUGGUCAUUGAUCUGUUUAAGUUUUUUAAAGAAAUUUGCUUAAGUUUUACUAUUGAAGAUUGGAAUUUGUUCGGUUAA